CACUAGUGUACCUGAAUAACUUACUUUGUAUCUGUUCACACCCUUUGGAAUAUUUUAUACUGAAAUUACAAACUGAGAUGGAGAAAGAAGAAAUUGUGCUCUUGGCCCAUGAUGUUUAUCACUUUAAAGAGGCUUUAAAAAACUUAACAAAUUGCUUCACGCUAACGGAGACUGGCGAUGACCCAAACAUUCAGAGUGUUGCUCAUGAACACCUGAGAGAAGUUUUGAAGAUUUUAAAAAAACUUCUAGAAAAAUAUCCAGAACUACAGUCAACAGAAGUAUUAAUGAAGGCUCAAAAUUUAAUUCUUCAUGUCCAAAGUUGUGGUGUAAAGUUGCAUGAAGAUAAUAAGUUGUUCUAUGACUUCAUUAACCAACUUGCAACAGCAUUUAGUGUAAGAGUCUCGGAAUAUUUAAUGGGAGAUACUACAACAGAACUACAACAACCAAGUGACAAUUUUUCAUCUAAGAGUGAAGGCAUUGCAGUAAAUGGAUUCAAAGCGAAGCACAGUGACACCAAGUCAGAGGCACCGGUGACACCGACAACGUUCGGUGUGGACCUCGAUGAACAUCUCUGUAAAAUGGGUACUAAAGUGCCAACAAUUGUUUCCAAAUGCAUCAAAGCUAUAGAAGACCAUGGGAUUUUAGUAAAGGGAAUCUAUCGAGUGUCUGGAGUCAAGUCUCGUGUGGAACGUUUGUGCCAGGAAUUUGAAGUCAGUGGUGGGGAGGACACUGACUUGUCGGACACUCACCCCAACGUCAUAGCCAAUGUACUCAAAUUAUACCUCAGACAGCUGCCUCAACCUUUGUUUACUUUUCAGCUGUACCCCGAGUUUAUUAGAGCCACUCCACAAACACGCACACUCCGGGGGAUCCCCGCGGCUCAUGAGGUACCCGUGAGUCAGCAGCGUGUGACCGAUUCGCAACCGACACAACACUGCUUCCCUCUCUGCGGUUCUCGCGGAUGGCUGUCCCCCAGGGAGCUACUGUGUGUUUUAUGGCUCUCAGUUUGUUGCACACCGUCCGAGACCAAGAGUCACCCCAAAACUCGUCUUAACUUCUCCUUCACCAUUGGCUUUAGGUCUGACCCUGUCACCAUAGCAGUAAAAAGGAGGAAGCUCAUGAGCACUCCCAGCAGCCCUGUCGGCAAGCUCAUUUUCCGGGAAUUCCCGCGAAUUCCCGCGUGA
Homalodisca vitripennis (glassy-winged sharpshooter) is the source of this 1184-nucleotide messenger RNA. Its product is annotated as rho GTPase-activating protein gacJJ-like. The coding region runs from base 78 to 1184 and encodes 368 amino acids. Gene Ontology annotation, biological process: activation of GTPase activity; signal transduction. The record is from RefSeq and is a predicted model, not a curated record. NCBI's taxonomy places the organism in Eukaryota, Metazoa, Arthropoda, Insecta, Hemiptera, Cicadellidae. The transcript has 8 exons. Gene Ontology annotation, molecular function: GTPase activator activity.